Messenger RNA from Xylaria bambusicola, 1002 nucleotides. RefSeq lists its product as uncharacterized. The record is from RefSeq and is a predicted model, not a curated record. Lineage: Eukaryota; Fungi; Ascomycota; Sordariomycetes; Xylariales; Xylariaceae. Bases 1 to 1002 code for a protein of 333 amino acids. Gene Ontology annotation, biological process: mycotoxin biosynthetic process. The transcript has 4 exons.
AUGAGCUUUUAUAUACACUACUUCCCAACACAAAAUAUGCCUUCGUUCACAUGGAAGAAAACCAGUAAACACGAAAACACGAUGGCAGCAGAGGGCAUCCCUUCGUACAAGGAGUUGCUCCAAGAUGAAGCAGAAUCUAACAGAGAGGAUCCUGAUCAAGAUCCAACUACUCUUCUAGCACGUCCGAAGGUGUCAAACUACUUCAUCAUCGGGAAUGUCCUGCUAUUACUCGUCUCCCUUGGACUAUUCUUGGGAUCGUUCUUCUUCUUCAAGUAUGGCCUCCGUCAAAGUGAAAACUCGCCGGCUCUCGAUACCAUGAUGCCGCAGUGGGGACCUCAGUUGAAUAAGCAGCUCCCUUUGGACGCUAAUGGAUCCAUCACACGCCAGAACCCCAGCGAAGAGGUAAACCAGUAUUGGUCCCACGUCACGGACGUCGGGAUGCUCGAGAUCUCCAGAGCGCAGCUCCUCAAACUCGGCAAAAGCCCGGACAACUCGGUGCGCACGCCCGCAUCGUGGCUCGACGGGGCGGAAGACAGCUUCGACGAGGGCGAUGAGCGCUACAUAGCCAUUAUCGACGGGAUACACUUGCUGCACUGUUUCAACGCGAUGCGCAAGAGCCUCUUCCACAACUACCCGAUCUACUUUCCGGACGGCUACCCCGCGAGCUACGGCGCCCAUCUCUCCCAUUGCCAGGAGACGCUGGCCCACUGGCUCAUGUGCCAGCCUAGCCUUGAGUUCAUCACCUUUGGCUGGUACGAGAAGCGCGAGCCGCCCUUCCCGGACUUCGACGUCACGCGCAAGUGCGUCGACUUCGGCCAGAUCCUCGACUGGCAGGACGAACACCGCAUCAAGAACCUGACGAAGCCGAUGUUCGACGCCCUUCGCCCGGACCCUUCUAUGCCGCGCAGGAAGGCGCCUAUCAUGUAUGAUGAGAUUCUUGGUAACACGUGGGACGAGUAUUUUGAUAUGACGGAGGACCUCGCCAAGCACCUCUAUGACUAA